This is a messenger RNA of Closterium sp. Yama58-4, 1389 nucleotides long. The record is from the annotation of a GenBank genome assembly. Lineage: Eukaryota; Viridiplantae; Streptophyta; Zygnematophyceae; Desmidiales; Closteriaceae.
AUGGGCAUCCCCGUUAGAGAGCACCGCGACUUUGCGACAACGCCUCCACCGCAUUGCGAGGCAGUGCCACACAUUUGGUCUCGCUUCGUCGACGCUUUCGUUGAUUUCGCCGUCGGGGGCCACGUGCUCGCGGGGCGUGCGAAAGAUUCGCCACGCUGGACUCAGCCUGUCCAAUCUGGAGCUUUUGACCCUGCCACUGACCAAUCAGGAUCUUCAAAUGUCGACAGAGCCGCAAAACCCGAGAUUUUGGAGUCAUCUGUGACCAGGGACCGGGAGACGAAUUCCGUCAAUCAGGCGGAUUCCGUCAGUCCAGGAGACACCGACGGGCCGCCUCCGUUAGCGACGGUGCUUCCGGCCGCAGAUCGCGUGGUGGCGAUCGGCGAUAUUCACGGCGACAUCUCCAAGGCGAGGCAGGCGCUUCGCACGGCAGGGCUGAUCGACGGCCAGGAUCGCUGGACGGGAAAAUCAACGGUUCUGGUGCAGGUUGGGGAUCUGCUAGAUCGGGGAGGGCAGGAACUAGCCGUUGUCUACCUUUUUGAGAAAUUAAGGCGGGAAGCGAGACAGGCUGGAGGCGCGGUGCACGUGUUACUUGGUAACCACGAGACGGGGAAUUUCGAGGGCUGGUUUCGUUACUCAACCAGAGAGGGCAGGAGAGAUUUUCAGAGAUGGGCAGCUUGGGAGAGGCUGGGGGUUGGUUUUCGGGCAGCUUGUGAAGGAGGUAGGGUUUCUCCCGACCCUCUAGCUUCUGUUUCCGAACGUGUGCGGCCGGAGCUUCGUGCACGAAUGGCAGCAUUAUCUCCGGGCAGCCCGCUCCUGCAGCGUUUUUUUGCGGGCAACCCAAGCGUACUUCGGCUGGGCAGUACAGUUUUUGUGCAUGGGGGUUUGCUGCCCGAGCACGUGCAGUACGGUCUAGAGCGGAUCAACCGGGAGGGGCAGGAAUGGAUACUUUCACCUGCCCGACGACCGGACGGGCUGCCCGAACGCGGGCCACAUUUUUUCCACACGAAAAACGCAGUCGUGUGGGUGCGAGAAUACUCCCAUACAGACCCUUCGAUCUGCGAUUGCAGGCUGCUGGAACGGACACUCGAGAUGCUUCCAGGCUCGAUGCGAAUGGUUAUGGGCCACACGAUUCAGCAGCCGGGCGGGAUCAAUGCUACUUGUAAAGGGAAGGCUAUUAGAGUGGAUGUGGGGAUGUCGGAGGGGUGCGGAGGGGCAGAAGCGGAGAUUUUGGAGAUUCGGAAGGAUAGAGAGGUGUGGGUGGUGCGGGCAGCAGAAGAAGCUGCUGGGAAGCCUCCUAAAGCGCAUGUUCUGGCUGGGACUGAAGUGCCUGCGGAUAAGCAUGGGUUUUGGGAGAAGCUGAGGGAAGCAAUGGGAACAAGAGUGGCGUAA